Messenger RNA from Macadamia integrifolia, 934 nucleotides. RefSeq lists its product as uncharacterized. The record is from RefSeq and is a predicted model, not a curated record. The transcript is spliced from 5 exons. Bases 482 to 919 code for a protein of 145 amino acids. NCBI's taxonomy places the organism in Eukaryota, Viridiplantae, Streptophyta, Magnoliopsida, Proteales, Proteaceae.
UCCUCUCCGGUCUCGAGAUAGAUUUCCAUUGCACAAGUCCUGUAAGGAAGUAUUUGAUUCUGAAAAUGCUCUCCAAAGAUCAAAGUACUAGUAGUGGGAGUGUCAGAUUCUCCUUCUUAUUGUUUCUCUUUUUGUAGGAGGAAGGAAGUAUUUGAAUUUUUGGAACAGAGAGUGGGAGUGAUUUGGAAAUUUUGGUUGGUUAAGUAUACUGCACGUUUGUUUGGACUUGGGGGAAGAAGAAAUGAAGAUUUGAAUUUGGAUAGUUGGAUACUCGUACUAGUAGUGGGUAGGGGUUGCAGUCUUACUGGGGGAUGAUUUGAACAAAGUUUAUUCUGACUUCUGAGUUCGCAUUGCUUCUCAGUUAUUGGUAUUGACUUCUGAAAGCUCUCCAAAGAUCAAAGUACCAUGCAGGAUGCACCGCAGCAGAUAAACUAGUCGGGAUAUCGGUACUUUAUGUAAGAGUGCAUACACCACAGACAAUAUGUUUGACUCGACUGUUUUGCAAUUCCCCUUGAACUUAGGGGAGACUCUGGUUAGAAGUACACAGACUGCUGGGAGAAAUUGUGUUUCUGAAGAUCAGUUUGAUCUUGUGAACGAAUUUAGGAGUUGCAACUCCAAAAUAGAGGUGAACUACUCUUGUGGGGAAACUGGAAGCCCUAGUUCAUGCAAUAAAAGCAGUAGUACCUAUCCUUACAGAGUCCAACUUGAACAGGACGUUCAGAUAUUGCAAGAACGCCUACGGGAAGAGAUGGAACUGCGUGCUGUCCUGGAAAAUGCCGUUGAGCAUGGUUCUGUGACAUCAUCUAAUCUUUCGUAUCUCCCACCUGACGUAUGUUACUUUUCCAUUUCUCCUCCCUUUUUCUUUACUCUCUCUCUCUCUCUCUUCUUCUUCUUCUUUUGUGUGUGUGUGUGUGUGUGAGUGAGUGUUAUGAGA